Molecule: messenger RNA, 1378 nt
Organism: Stylophora pistillata
Lineage: Eukaryota; Metazoa; Cnidaria; Anthozoa; Scleractinia; Pocilloporidae
Biological process (GO): snRNA export from nucleus
Source: RefSeq, a predicted model, not a curated record
AAACUCGUUGUGCACCUUUCGUGUAACUUGUAUUAUAUGAAGAAAAAACUACCCAAGGGAAAUCUUUUGAGCCCGCACAACAUACAACAUGGCGGGUGAUCCAAGAAGCGACCUAAAACGUUUUGAAGAAGAAAUAGAUUUAGAGGUUGCCUUCAAUGAGUUCGACGAUGAGCUGUUUGAGUAUAAUGAGCGAAAUUUGAAUAACUCUGAGGAAAAAGGCCCAAAAGACUCAAAACAAGGAGAAUAUAAAGACAACAUGUUUGCUAAUGACGCUUGCCAUCACCAGAAUGAAACUAUCAAGAAACAUAGCGUUACAAAUGAAAACCACACCGGAGGUAUGCCCAUUGUGGGAACGUCAGAAGAAGGUGAAGUGUUAAGUUCAAGUGACGACGAAGGCGAAGAGAAAAUGGAUUUUGAUGAGGACCUUGACGAGAAACCAGUUACAAAGUCGAAUUUCACGUUAGGUGAUGAGGGAACAAUUGCAAAAACUAUUUUUAAGUUUUUACCUCCUGAUUCUACUGAAGGAGAGGGGAGUAAAAUGGGAAGUAAAGCACAAGAAUUAACAAAAGGUACGGUUGCUAGUAUCGAUGAAGCAGAGAGAGAAAUGCUUUCAAUGGAAUCUGAUAAUUCAAUGGACGAUCAGAGCUGGAAGAGACAUAAACGGGCCAGAAUGGAAGUGGAAACCCAAGAGCAUUCAGUGGAGAGGAAAAGGGAUGGAAAAGAUGGUGGGCGAAAUAAGACGAGAGGAGGUAAAAAGAAACGGAAGAGACCUGUUGGUAACCAUUAUGGUAGAGGACAACAUCAAAGAAGGCAUCACCAAGAGGAGCCAGAGUUAGGGAAUCUGUUCAAGCCCUUAAAAGUCACUUCAGAAGAUUCUGAGGAAGUUGUAGCAAAAGAAAUAGCAUCGAAACUAAAUGAAGCAAAAACAAAUCUCAUUCAGCGAGUUGUCAAAUGCAUUGGUUGUGAAAAAGCACUCAAGUUGUUCAGAGACACAAAAGAGGUUCAAAUGCAUGGAGGAAUGUGGACAAAGGACAAUCAGCGAAGGCGCACGAGUGGAGGGGUAUUUUUGACGAUUCUUAAAGAUAGAUACGUUACUAAAGAACAAAACAAGUGGAUUUUUGCGGUUGAAAAUGAGAUCAAUAAAAAGAAAGCAAAAGAACAACAGCAACGACUGAAAGAAGUUCAAAGGAAAGAUAUUGAAGACUUGAAAAUGAAAUUGAAACAAAGAGACCAGGAUUAACUUUGUGCGUGAAUUUCUAUCUGAGAGAAAUAUGCGAGAAGUGGGCUGAAUUUUUGAAUAUGUGAACAGCCAUUUGAAGUGAUUUAAAGUCAUGUAAGGUCACAAAGUUUACUAAAAAUAAAUAAUAGUUUGCGGAAA